GGUCUUCUUGGUGUAAUCUCCUUGCUUUCACUAUCAUUACUCGAAAAGCUGCAUCUUCCACUCGCAAUAUUGUUGUUAACCGUGGGAAGUGCCGGAGUAGCCAUUGCAGAUGUCACCAUUGAUGCUUGUGUAGCACAGAACAGCAGCUUUCAUCCUACCCUUGCAGCUGAUUUGCAAAGCUUGUGCGCCUUGAGUUCUUCCAUUGGAGCAUUACUUGGCUUCUCCAUUAGCGGUAUCUUUGUUCAUCUGAUAGGCCCCAAGGGAGUGUAUGGCUUGUUAGCAAUACCUGGAGGGCUUGUCUUAUUGGUUGGAGUUCUACUGAAUGAACCUCAUAUGCCAAACUUCAAUUACAGACAGGUAAGUGACAAGUUUGUCAGUGCAGGGAAGGCUAUGUGGAUGACAUUGAAGAUACCCAAUGUCUGGAGGCCAUGCCUCUAUAUGUAUCUAUCCCUUGCACUGUGCCUGGACAUCAAUGAAGGCCUGUUCUAUUGGUACACUGACUCAAAAGAU
This is a messenger RNA of Cucurbita pepo subsp. pepo (vegetable marrow), 510 nucleotides long. NCBI's taxonomy places the organism in Eukaryota, Viridiplantae, Streptophyta, Magnoliopsida, Cucurbitales, Cucurbitaceae. The record is from RefSeq and is a predicted model, not a curated record.